Messenger RNA from Ctenocephalides felis (cat flea), 2012 nucleotides. RefSeq names its product heterogeneous nuclear ribonucleoprotein 27C (gene Hrb27C). Gene Ontology annotation, molecular function: RNA binding. The transcript has 8 exons. Lineage: Eukaryota; Metazoa; Arthropoda; Insecta; Siphonaptera; Pulicidae. The record is from RefSeq and is a predicted model, not a curated record. Bases 317 to 1582 code for a protein of 421 amino acids.
UAGAGUAAUCGUAAAAACAAAAUAAAAUCAUUUUAGUUUGAGUUAGAACAUGUGUUAUUAUAAGUUAGCGUAACACACAAAAAUUAAUCAUAAAUGUCUGAUAAUAAUUGGUAGUAUACUUGUACAGUAAAUUCUUUAUUUUCCUUUUCCCAAUCUUUUUCUAAAAGCGAGUGUGGUCAUACUGCUGUGGUAAUUCGUCACCGAGAAGCGGAUGAAGUUUAUCCUCCAUCAUUAGUGAAGGCUUUGCUUGUCAGAAGAGAGAGGAGUGUUGGUUGCCGGUGUUUAUUGUAGUUUUAAUUUAAUUUUAAACUAAGUUAUGCGUAUGACCCAAGACAUGGACGAUGAUGAAAAGGGAAAGCUUUUCGUCGGAGGGCUAUCAUGGGAGACUACUCAGGAGAACCUGCAGAGGUUCUUCUCGAGGUACGGCGAAGUGAUCGAUUGCGUCGUCAUGAAGAACAGCGAGUCGGGCAGGUCGCGCGGCUUCGGCUUCGUCACAUUUGCCGAUCCCUCGAACGUCAACGUCGUCCUGCAGAAUGGACCGCACUCCCUGGACGGAAGAACUAUAGAUCCAAAACCAUGCAACCCACGCACCCUACAGAAACCAAAACGGGGCGGAGGCUACCCCAAAGUUUUCUUGGGCGGCCUGCCAUCCAACGUGACGGAAACCGAUCUCAGGAUGUUCUUCGGUCGCUACGGAAAAGUUAUGGAAGUUGUCAUCAUGUACGACCAGGAGAAGAAGAAAUCAAGAGGUUUCGGUUUCCUAUCCUUCGAGGACGAAGUUUCUGUAGAGCGUGUCACACAGGAGCACUUCAUCAAUUUAAAUGGCAAGCAAGUGGAGAUCAAACGUGCCGAGCCCAGGGAUGGCAGUGGCGGCGGUAAAAUGGGCGGAGCCAACGACGGCUCUCAAUGGGGACCCCCGCAAGCACCCAUGGGCAUGAUGGGUGGACCCAAUGGUCAAAUGGGAGGACCACCGAUGAAUGCCAUGAUGGGUGGACCUAACAUGAUGCAGGGAUACCAGGGUUGGGGCACCUCACCUCAACAAACAAGCUAUGGAGCAUAUGGAACUCCAUCUGGUCCCGGAUCAUACCAGGCAUGGGGAGCACCACCAGGACCCCAAGGUCCACCUCCACAAUGGGGCAACAACUAUGGGGGACCUCCACAACAGCAAGGAUACGGUAGUUAUGCUCCAGGAGGUGCAUCAGGCGGUGCCAAUUGGAAUUCGUGGAGUAUGCCACAGAAUAGUGGAUCGACAGGAUCAGAUUUUGCAGGUGAUAUGUACUCGAGGCAGCAACCAGGACCCGGUGGUCCAUCAGGUUCGGUUCCGCCCGGCUCUUUACCCCAAAAUAACCCUGCUUCGUCCGUGUCUAAGCCCACUAGCGAUUAUUCCAGCUACGGAUACGGCUCUUACGGGAACGACCAGGCCUCGUCCUACGGGCAGCCGCCGCGCUCCGCCUACGGAACAGCGGCCGUCGACGGGACCGCCGUAGGAAGCACAGGAGGUGGUGACGGUCAAAGGAGCACCAGUAUAAAACGUGAGCGCAGCAGGGAAGCAGGAGGCAGCUACCAUCCUUAUCGCCGCUAAAAACACACACACACAACCUCCUCAUCGAUGAUCCAACUUUGAACAAAAUUUAAAUUCCCACAUGUUUUUUUUAUGUUUAAUAUGUCAUAUCUUUAUAUAUGUAUAUAUUUUUGAUGGAAAUAUUUUUUGGCCUAGAGCAAAUUCCAAUUUGCCAACGAUGGUCGAGGCAACCGCGCGCGCACUUUUUUUACAACUGUUAAUAACUUGUUUAUAUUUUUUGUUUGUACGUAACUUUUUGUUUAAUAUAAAAUCUGAGAAAAACGUUUAUGAGUGUGUAGUCUGUCGAUGUAGAAUGGAAUAUGUUUUGUUGUGUUUCCUUAGAGUUUUGGAAUGAAAACUUUGUACUAUUAUUAGCUGUUAGUAUAGGGUUAAAACUUUUGUAUCUCUUUUAUGAUCAGUAUUAGUAGGGCUCGGUUAGAUAACAUGGACA